Molecule: messenger RNA, 2241 nt
Organism: Ceraceosorus bombacis
Lineage: Eukaryota; Fungi; Basidiomycota; Exobasidiomycetes; Ceraceosorales; Ceraceosoraceae
Source: the annotation of a GenBank genome assembly
AUGAGCGCCGCUCAGCGCGCAUACAUAGCCAAGUCCGCUCCUCACCUCUUGGACGAAGUCACCCCAGAAACCACCUCGGGACGCCCGUCUUCCGCCACGCCGCAAUCAGGCAGCGCUUCUCCUGCUGCAUCAGUCUCUCCAGCGAGCUCUGGCAGAACAAGUCCGGCUUCAGAUGCAGACGCGGAUGGCCUGCCUCGCGAGAGCCUCGCGGCUGACACUUUCCCUCACGAAAGGCGCGCUUCGGGAACACCGGGAGGCACACCGAGCGGUCUGAGCGGAAUUUCAGCCGCAAACAACUCCAGCUCUCACACUGUGCCGCCUGGAUUCAGAGGACCUGUGCCCAAGGAUGGAGAUGCCGAAGAGAUCAUCCCGCAUCCUCCACUCCUGCCCACCAUCGGCAGCGCCACCCUUUUCAGCCCAACCAACACACCUCUGAAUCGCAACGGCUGGCGCUACACACCCGCCGGGCCAGCUUCCUCCCUCUUGCCCCAGACCGUCUACCGCACUCUGGAACAAGAGCCUGCAGGGGUGCAUUGGAGCUGGGCAGAUCGUAGUGCCUUCACCAAGAUGAGCGCCGACGCCGAUGUGGUUUCUGCCGACAAGGGAUUCAGAUCUGCAAGGGCCAACGUUCCGGUCAGACAUGGAGCAUGGUAUGUUGAGGUUCACAUUCUAGAACCGGAGGUGCUUGUGCAAGGCGUGGGCGCCUUGGGCGCUCUUCCCGCUCCCUCGCGUGAUGGACCUCACGUUCGCCUUGGUUGGGCUAGGCGCGAGGCACCAUUGAAUGCCCCAGCAGGGUUCGACGGCUACUCGUACGGCUACAGGUCCGCAACUGGCGAGAGAGUAUGGCUUUCUCGGCCCGGCGCCUACGGCAAGCCUUUUGGGCCUGGCGAUGUGGUUGGCCUCUGGAUCCGUCUGCCAAUGCCGGAUCAGCACAACGAAGAUCGACCUUCUCACGAGAAGCUGGGCGUCGAGACAGUCAUCCGUCGGAAGCGGAUUCCAAUCCGGUACCGAGGUCAGGUGUACUUCGAACAGCUCGAAUACGCUCCAACAAAGGAGAUGGAGGCGCUUGCAGAGCAGAGCAAGAAGGGGCUGCAUCGAUGGAACGCCCCCUCCUCCACGGACGCACAAAGCGGAGCAGCGGGAACUGAGACCGCUGCACUUUCCAGCCAUUCCACCGCGACAGCAUCGCAGCCAUCGUCAAGUCAGUCCGCAGCCGGUGGAGGUGGCAAAAAGCGCAGGAAUUUGGCGCCUCGUCCAGAGGUCUCUGAUGAGCCAAAAGGUAGACCCUUGGCAGAUUUAGGACCUCAUUCUCGCAUCGGUUUCGUGCUCAAUGGAGAACCACAAGGAAUAGCUUUUGAUCAUCUCUUCGACUUUCGACCGCUGAAGCGCCCGACGACGAUGGCCCAAGAGGCAGCAGCAAAUGGGAAAAAGAAGACGAGUGGAGCGGCUUCAGGGGCGACAAAGCUCGGGCUAGCGGAUGCAGAGGAAGGUCAAGCCAUAAUCACGAGCAGUAGCAGCGUAGCUAGCAUAAUGAAGAGCCGGGAAAAUUACGCAGACGAUGGCGCUUUGGGUUACUUUCCCUUUGUCUCGUGCUAUGGUGGCGCAAGAGCGAAAAUCGUUGCAGAUCCUGAUCAUUGGGCAUUCCCACCCUCCAUCGACCUCGAAGCGCAAUUGGAGAUCGUGAGGCUUGGUCCCUUCGGAUCAAGGGUCGCAAGUGUCGAUCCCGGUGCAAAAGGCCCUAGUUCUGGUGGGCCUUGUUCUGGAUCUUUGCCCUCUUGGCAGGGUCUUUCUGCUCGCUACGGCGAGUACAUGGCCGAGCAGUGGGUGCUCGAUCAAUCUGAUGAGGUGCGCGCAGCUUCAAAAGCCGACGGCGCCAAAGAGGCCGCGCUUCGAGCGGAGCUGGAAGAGGACGCCAGGGAGAAAGCGGCGAGGGCGCGCAAGAACAAGCGCAAGUUCCCAGGCGUGGCGGGGAGGGAUAGGCACAAAAAGAAGAACCAAUACACUUCUGGCAAUCAAGGAAGGUCUGCCAGCGCACUCAGAAGAGCCUCAUCGAGUCGCUUUGACACUGCGAGCCCUUCUACUACCCCUGCGCCGCUUACGGCAGGACACGAUCAGACUCCGCCGCUGGAUCAGUACAACGAGUCACAAACGCCGGUCGACGGCGAAGCAGAGGAUGCUGCUAGCGGGAGCGAAAGCGUUAGUGGCCCGUACAUACACGAGGGCGGGCCAGGCAAUGAAUAA